GCUUUGCUGGAGCCUUUACCCUGGAAAGAAAUGGUGGCCACCAUGAAUCACACUCCGUCAGAAGUGACCACACCUCUUAAAGCUGUCAGCCAAAAAAAUGAUUCGAGCGAUCCGGCUUCGGAGCAGAGAUCACCUCUCUGCAAUGGAGGCUCAGGAAGAAAUGAGCAGAAUGUUGGCAGAUGUCGAUUGAAACUCCGCAAGAAGGACAUUAUUAUAGCAGUACUAGUGCUCUGGUUCGUAUCGUCAGUGAUUUACAUUAUUUUCUCCCAUGAACAAAAGAAGCAGCUGGAAGCAGAAAUAAAGCACCUGAAAGCUAUGUCAACCCUCAAACCAUCCCCGACCACUUCGUGCUCCCAAGGCUGGACUCCAAAUGCAGAAUGGUGCUACCGUUUCUCUGAUGCUGAAAGCACCUGGGAUUCAUCCCACAUGAACUGCUCUUCGUAUGGCGCCUCCCUGUUCGUGAUGGCCACUCCUGAGGAAAGGACUUUCAUAAAUGAGAAUAAAGCACCUGCUGAAUAUUGGCUUGGGCUCCGAAGAGAGGCUGUCAUAGGAGAGCCCUGGAAACAGCCCGAUGGUUCAGAUUUUAAUGUCUGGUUUGAAAUCAAAGGGGAAGGCCUCUGUGCCUCCCUGAAUGAUGGCGUGGUGAGCUCCACAGACUGCGACAGCUAUCGGCGCUGGAUAUGUCGCAAACCUAUCCGUGCUGCUUAAGAGAAACCGGAAAAAUUUGCCUACAAGGAAAAUGUCUGAUGCCUCCAGCAGAUCUCAAUUUCUCAGUUCCCCUUUCUGAUCUUGAGCUAAGGAUAGUGAUGCAGUCUUUUCCUGUCUGUUCAAAACAGUGGUAAUCGAGGUAGGGUUGUCACCCCCCCCCCCCGGUU
This is a messenger RNA of Gekko japonicus, 875 nucleotides long. RefSeq names its product early activation antigen CD69-like. The transcript is spliced from 6 exons. NCBI's taxonomy places the organism in Eukaryota, Metazoa, Chordata, Lepidosauria, Squamata, Gekkonidae. The record is from RefSeq and is a predicted model, not a curated record. The coding region runs from base 31 to 708 and encodes 225 amino acids.